CAGCUCAGGUGCCCGGCGUGCGGGCGGCCGCAGUGCGGAGCCACCCGGCGGGCGCGAGUGUCGCUGCGCCAGCGCGCACAGAGCCCCGCGCACCCAACCUCCGCACCUGCCGCGGGGUCCAAAAGGGAUCCCGCAAAAAUGAGCCAUUCUCACCCGGCUGGAUUGCUUGCAGCAUAUAAUAGUCUUACCGAUAAACACCUGACUGGCUAUUUUAACAACACAAGGAUAAGGCGGCAUCUCCUAAGAUCAGGCCUGAUCACAAGAAGUGGAAGAAUACUUUCUGAAAAAGAAUACAAACUAAAUAUCAUGAAGAGGGAUCACCAAAAAUAUAUCCGGGAAUGCCUAGCUCAGGCUAUUUUCCAUAAGGUUCUUGAUAUGGAGCGUUAUCAUCAGCUUGAAAUUAAAAAAAAACUGGAGACCUUAGCUAAGAAGGAGCGAAUUCAGAGAUUUAAGGGAGAACCCACAAGAUGGUCUAUAGAAAAUAACAUGGCAAUCCUGUCUCCCCACCCCCCAGUUGGCCCAAAGACUAACCGUGGCCAUAGUGUCCUGGUCGAUGAAGGACAUUCCAGUCCAAUAACACUGACAGCCCCUCGACCAUACACUGCCCCAGGAAAUAUGCAGCCUCCAAUUCGAUUAAAGCCUCUUCCCAGUAAUCCUGCGGUAGGAACUGUUCCAAAGAUAACUUCGGGGUCCAGAUUGAAAACCUCAUUGCUGGAAAAUGAAGCUCCAUUUCCCGUUGGGGGCAAGAAGGCAGUGAUGAAGUUCAAGAACUCCAUGGACAAUUCACAGGCAAUGAAUCGCUACCAACUUCCAAACAUUAACAAUUACAUGAUGCCGAUUCCUCCUCCACCUACCCCCCCCAGUGGAAGAAUCGCAAGGGAAAACAGGCUUGAAUCAUGGAGAAGGAGAAGAUUUCGUCCAACCACUGCUCCAAAUGGCUUAGAUCCUCUCUUUACCAGGGAUUCAAGAAAGAUUCAUAAAACACCACCGCAUAGUAAUGCAGCUAUUACAAUGAUCUAUUUGGGGAAAACUGUGCACCUGUCUCAUGAUCACCCAGACUUCCGGGAUGAAAUAAAAGUUUAUCAACAGCAUUGUGGUGGGGAAAACCUUUGUGUCUACAAAGGCAAACUACUUGAAAAAGAGACCUUUCAGUUUAUUUCCAAAAGGCACCAUGGCUUUCCCUUCAGUCUCACCUUUUUCCUGAAUGGGAUGCAGGUGAACAGGUUAAGCUCCUGCUGUGAAUACAAGCAUCGAAAAGGUUCCAGACUUGGAGGCAAACGAGGCUACUUUGGGUUUGUGUGCGUGGAGAGAUCAUCUCCUUGCUACAAGUGCAUUAUUGCAAUGGGCCUUGACAAAAAUCCAACUUCACCGAAACCUAGGAAAGAAAAGAGUAUUGAGAAAAGAGAAGAACUGAAGAAGGGUGAGGGGAAACUGAGGAAGGAUAGAGGGCGCAUGAUACCAAGAAGGAGUGAGAUAGAGGGGAACAAAACAGCUUCAGUCAUUUUUUCAGCUCAAGAAGCAAAAACAGGGAUCGUAGAAGUGAGAACAGCUGUGGAAGAAAUGGAACUUAAAGGAAAACCGGAACAAGAUGUUUGGGAAGAUGCCCAGGAAAAUAUAUUUAAAUAUGAAUAUGAAGAAGAUUUUGAAGCAGAUGAGGAGAAACAAGGUGAGAAAGCUAACGAAGAAGGACAGGCCGAUGAUCAAAUGAAUGGGACGUCAGAGUCACCCUCAGAUGAUGAAAAAGAUCAUUUAGCCCCUGAGAAGGAGAGUGAAACCUUGUCUCGGGAGGCAGUGGAUGCUGAUGACAAUGUGAAAGAUGAAGGUGACGGAUGCUCUGACAGUGAACUGGAGGAGGGUAAACAAGAUAUAAAAACUAUUUCCUCAUCCUCAUCCAGAAGUCAGCCGUGUUCUAUUUGCAGUGAUGAUGAAUCUGCCGUGGAAGAUAGGGAGGCCCACGCUGGAAACAGUCCCAACAGAAGUGCCAGAAGUUCAUCUUCUCAGGAGUUGAGUGAAAAUGAUGAGCCAGGAAUAUCCCACCUUCCAACUGAGGAUUACUUAGAAGUUGAAAUUGAAGACCAAGAAAUAAUAACAGCAGAUGUAGACACCAAGCCUCUGCCCAUAGAGGAAUGCUUGGAGAGUGUUCUUGAAGAAGAAAUGGAGAACGGAACCCGGGUGAUUGCAGAGGGCUUAUCUGAGAAGUCCAGGGAACAUGUUUCCAUGGAAGAAAAAGAAAAGGAUAAGAGUAAGCUUUGGGAAGGAAACACUGCUAAGGUGAAGGACAAAAAGGCAGGUCCCCAUAGGGUGGAACAAGAUGUUGGACAGACUGUCGCUGAGGCUGUGGAACCUGGCGGCCACGGGCAUUAUGACACUGAGUCUGGUGUUAGCAGCACGGAGGAGGAGAAGCACUCGAGGAAGCCGGAGAUUGACAAAGGUGCAGCACCACACGGGAAUUUCCAGUUGGAGGAAAGAGCAACACUCAGCUCAGACACGGAAUCCAAGCAAGGCCCAUCGGAAGUGUACACACUGGAGUACAAAGAAGCAGUGGAGGAAGAUGCACUUCCCCAGCAUGGGAAUGCGGACACAGCAGAGGAGAAAGGGGAUGCAGCACAGUGGGGGAGAGCAGGGGUUAAUGGGGUUCCCUUGGAGGAGGGGAAGCCAACAGCAGAGUUGCCAGCAUUACUAGGACAAUUUAGGGAGGUAAGAGAGAUCCCUCAGGGCACAAUGAGUGGGGCAGAGGCAGAAGGGGAUCAAAGGCUGGAUAAAGAGGAGUUAAGCCCUAGGGGGAAAGAAGCCACCAGAGCCUCUGGACGUCUGAAAGAAGGUGAGGCUCCUGAAGAGCCCGCCAUGCUGCCAACAGUGCAGGAGACUGAGAAGGCGGCUGCAGAGGAGGGGCGUGGCUCCGAGAAGGCGGUGCUCCUUGGGGAGGGGCGUGGCUCCGAGAAGGCAGUGGUCCCUGAGGAGGGGCGUGGCUCCGAGAAGGCAGUGGUCCCUGAGGAGGGGCGUGGCUCCGAGAAGGGAGUGCUCCCUGAGGAGGAGCGGGGCUCCGAGAAGGCAGUGCUCCCUGAGGAGGAGCGGGGCUCCGAGAAGGCCGUUCUCGUAAGCGAGGCAGCAGCUCUGGACUCAGAGUGGAUUCAGGAGGCAACAGCCCUGAGGGAGACAGCGACACCGGAGAAGACCGAGGCUGAGGAAGGGGAGGCGGUGAGUGCGGCAGGGUCUGAGAAGCCCGAGGUGGUGAGCAGUGAAGAGCGAGCAUCUACAGACCUAGAGGACCUGGGAGCCACGGGAGAUGCGGCCUCUGAGAGAGAAGGUGGCUCAGAAGAGGCAGUGCUUGGGGGAGAGGAACCAGCUGAAGAGAGGAGGGCAGCUGUGGGACCAGGGACACCGCUGAGCUCGUCAACUUCGGAGAAGGCUGAGGCAGCCCGCAUGGGGCUUUCGGAGGACAGCCUGGAAGAGCUUUGCAAGGGGGAUGCUGAAAGGGAGGAGGCUGGGGCCGAGGCAGAAUCUCAUAAAGAAGAUGGCAAGAAAGAAACGUUACCCGAGGAAUUAGGUGUAGCGAGAGAGAGGACGAAAGCUGAGAGGCCAGAAUCACCUCUGGAGGAAACUGAAUCUGAGAGGGAAGAGGUGACAAGGGCAAAUGCACAACAGGGUGAAGACAUUUUAGAAGAGCACAAGUUUAAAGGGGAAGAGCAGGAAACCGUGAAGGAAGUGAGACCUGAGGAAGAGACACGAGUCUCCCAAAAUGAAAUGGAGUGUGAUGCCGAGGGCGAAGCACCCAUGGGGGCGUCAGAGUUGACUGAAGACACAGGGCCGCAAGGAGGAGAUUCACUGACAGAGAGACAGGGGGCCAUGUUUGAAGCAGCAUCUGGACAUGAAGAGUCACGGGAAAACACAACUGCUCUGAGGAAAGAGGAGGGAGGGGAAAGGCUAAGAGAAGCCCGAGACCCAGAGCACGAAGGCAGAGCAGAGCUGCUCCCCAGGGAGAACAGGGCUCCCUCGGGGCUGGACCAGGGGCUGGGCCUUGAGGGGGAGGGUGUGCGCGGAGCUCCUGGAACUGAGCUAGCAGGAACGGGGCAGGCACCGGAGGCAAGGAUCACAGCCACAGGUGAGGCCCUGGAGCGUGCAGCCAAAGAUCAAGAUGGCCUCGCGGGACCGGAAGGGAGGGAUGAAGAAGGGCCUUUGAAGGGGAGCAAGGAGGGCGUCACAGCGAUGACCGAAGAUGUUUCUGAGGAAGAUUCCAUGACGGCAGAAAAGCUGAGUGAAGAAACUAUGGGUGAGGACCCAGAAGAGGAGGCCGAUGAAGAGUGCGCGCGGGUGAAGGGUGUGAGGAGCAAGGGGGACCCGAAGGGGGAGGGGAGCUUGCCAGGAGGAGCGGUGGUGGCUGACGAAGCUCUCCAGCAAGGAGAAGGAGCAGCGGGAGCGGCCGCAGAGAAGAGGGAGGUGUUGGCAGAUUUGAAGACAGCUGAGGGGAAAACAGAGGCAAAUAAAGCCUCCUCCUUGUCAGAUGUUGCUGGAAAGGAAACUUGGCGCCAAGUGGAGGAGUUACUAGGGAAACCGGCAGCUGCCGAGAAGGUGGUGGCGGAGGAAAGAGCACUGAGCGGGGAGGCGGUGCCGGCGGUGGAGGAGGUGACGGGGACUCGGGCCCCAGAGGCUGAGGUCGGGGCCGCACGAGAACCUUCCGUCCUGGGAGGGAAGGCCGCAGGGCUAGGGCAGCAUCCAGCGGGCGGGGGAGCUGAAACCAUGCAGUGGGCCGAGUCUGUGGGCGAGGAGGCCGGCCCGGGUUGCUGUGCCGAGGACGGGCAGGCGUUGGGUGCAGCCGAAGAGUUCAGCCCCGGAGUGUCCGGAGCGAGAGAGUCAGAGCCGAGGGGAGAGAGUCUACAGGGCACGCAAACGCUCCCUGUAAAACCUGAUUACACGGAAAGCCGAGAGAGGCAAGAGCGUACAGUGCAAAGAGAAAAAGAGAACCUGCCAACGCAGAUGUCUCCUUGAGCAGCGUGAAGGCCUAAGAGACUUUGUGGCAGAAGGAUAUUUGAAAGAUGUCUUCUGGAAGACUUAAAGACUGGAGAGAGAUUCACCCAAGCAUCUCACUUAGAACUUUGGCUUUUUACCUUUUUUUUUUUUUUUUAAAUCAUUGUGUUUGUCUGAGCUGGUUCCCAGUCUGGCAGUGCUGGUCAGUAGCACAGUGAACACCUUGAAAAUAACUGGAUCGAUCUGUAGGACCCUCUUAAGGGGAAGCGAGCGAUUCCUAAUGGAGGACUGUGAGGCUGUUAUGUAUUCAGCAUAGCUAACGUGUCUCUAUUCAAAUCCAAUUGAUAGUUUUCAAAUGUUUGACUUUUACCAAAGAUCACCUGAAAGGCUCCGUCCUCACAUCUGGGGUUUUUGUUUAAAUUCCUUUUUAUUUAUAAUCAAAUAUUAGUCCCGGUUUCAUACAUUGGAAUUUUAUUUAAAGUCUGUGGCUUGGGGCUUUAAUGACUUGGUUUGUGAAAAUGAGCUCUAAAGGUCCUUCUGUGUACGCUCAAUACUAAAGAUUGCGCCAGCCCUGUAAAUCCUUCCAGAAAGGGAUUCUAUGGCAUGUAGAUUCGCUUACACUUAGAACUAUUUAUGCAUCCUAUUUAUUCCAGAAGGGUCAAGUGGCAAUCUUAUUUCAAAAUGCCCUUUGUUUUUUUUUGUAUGUGUUUCUGUAGUUUUGCUUUCUGAGGUAGACUUAAAUGCUUGUGACAUUUCGUCCCCGGGGGCCUUAUUUAUAGGUCCACUCAAAUGUAAAUCAAAGUAAUAAAUAAUUUAGCUGACUGAAAUGAGUAACAAUAAUUAUAGCAGGUAAACAUUGCACAUCACAUAUACCAACAUUCUAGACUCCGGAUUCUUUGGUUGAUGUCAUUUGAUGGAAAAGAAACUUGGAUUAAAUUAGUGUGCUGCUCACCUGGCCAAGUUCUGUUAUUUCAAACCUGUGAACUAACGUUGCAGGACGUUGUAAAUCAACAGUCAGAAUCACUUUCUAAAUUACCCCUUGAUAUUACUAGAAAUAGCUACGCAUCACCGUGCCUACUGGGGAUUUUGAUUUCCUUAAGACGUCUUUGUUUUUGUCCAAUAUCCUAAAGGGCACUUAUGUUUGGCCAUCGUUUCUCCCAUGAGGAGGUGAAACAAAAUUUCCUAAAGCAGUGAUCCUGCAGCUGGACUACACAUUAGACUUGCAUGGAGCACUUUCAUGAAUGAUUCAACCCCUGGCCCCCACCCCCAGAGAUUUGGGUUUGAUUAGUUUUAGAUGGGUGUAGAUGUCAGGUGUUUGUUCUUUGGGUUUUUUGUUUGUUUUUAAAAUUUGGUUGAUUCUACUAUGUAGCUAAAAUUGAGGACUGCUGCCCUAAAUCAUCAUAUCGUCUAUGUUGACUGCCCUAUACUGUAUGCCCCUAGGGACCAGGCAUAUUAUCUUUAUAGGUAUGUUUCAUUUUAAUAAAGGAGCCCUUGAGAGAUCAAAGAUAUAAUGGACCUGUGGUUCUCAAAAUGUGGUCUCUUGAGGAUAUCAGUAUCACCUGGAACUGUUCCAAAAAUACUAAUUCCCACCCUCAUCUCACACCUAUUAAAUUGGAAACUCUGUGGCUGGGGCCUCACAAUGGUGUUUUAAUAAGCCCUCCAGGUAAUUGUGAUGUACUCUGAAGUCUGGAACUGCUGUUGGGGACUCUGCACUGUACUGAGGAUUAGUCUCAGUUGGAAAGUGGAUUGCAGAAGCGUUGUGAACUUUGUCUCUUUUUCUGUGUCUCUACUUUUCUCUCUUUCUCUAAGAAAGGGUACUCACUAUAAAAGUGUUGGAUUCAACUUGAAGCUUAUUUUUAUGAUGACCGUAAUGAUGUGUUUACUACGACCUCUUCCAGCCGCCCCCCUACCAGGGAUGAGCACCUCUCGCAGCACACCACACAUCACCAUUGUCUGUCUUAGGUUUUAUGAGUGGGUUUCAUCUACAGUAUGUCCAAUUUCAUUUAAUACUGAGCAGCAUUACUGUGCAGAUCUACAGUAUUUGUUUCCUGAUCUCAACCUCAAUGCUACAGAGCACUUUGAAUACAUAGCACCUUUGGAGAAAGAUUGUAAACUUGUUAAUUCUAUUGAAGAGUGAGUUUUGUACAAUGUGCUAAAUGGAAAUUGCAUUGAAUUAUUUUUAUAUUUAACACAUUCCAUCAAAACAUUCUGUAACAUAAUCCUACAAUCUGCAUGUGGGUUUAAGUGUGAAAUUCAGUGUUGUGAUAUUUUGAUUAAAUGAAUUUCUUUCUCUGCAAAUACUGUGUUGAUAAAACUAUUUGUAUGUUCAACUGAACUGAUUUCCCCCCUAAUUUCAUUAUUAAAAGCAUAAACAAACCAUAUGUUUACAAAUAAGACAUAUGAAUGAUCCUUUAUAAAUAAGACUAGACUUUGAAAAACCUUCUUUGUCCUUUCCUUAUGAAUUUAAACUCUAAAGCAGAGAAAGUUUGUUUCAUUGGGUUGUUUAUACUGACUGUCUGCAAACACAUCUGCAUUCAUACAUGUCUUUCCCAUACAUGGGAUAAUGUCAGA
This is a messenger RNA of Ailuropoda melanoleuca (giant panda), 7536 nucleotides long. RefSeq names its product glutamate rich 3 (gene ERICH3). The record is from RefSeq and is a predicted model, not a curated record. Lineage: Eukaryota; Metazoa; Chordata; Mammalia; Carnivora; Ursidae.